Messenger RNA from Trametes versicolor FP-101664 SS1, 1641 nucleotides. RefSeq names its product acid protease. Gene Ontology annotation, molecular function: aspartic-type endopeptidase activity. Gene Ontology annotation, biological process: proteolysis. Bases 1 to 1641 code for a protein of 546 amino acids. Lineage: Eukaryota; Fungi; Basidiomycota; Agaricomycetes; Polyporales; Polyporaceae. The transcript is spliced from 13 exons. The record is from RefSeq and is a predicted model, not a curated record.
AUGCGCAGGAGUCUCAAGAGCAUCGGCAGCACUUCCGCACGCUCUGGCCUGCACGCCCGCGUCCUCGAGGGCAUCGUGACGGACCUCCCGCCGGCGAACAACUCGACCAUCGUCCCCGUCGUCUUCUCCUCGGACCGACAGACGUACUACGCCCUCGCCGGUGUGGGCUCGGUUUCCUUACGCCUUGCACUGGAUACUGCGUCCGCGGACCUCUGGCUCGUUUCCUCGGGCUGUACUUCCAGCGCGUGCAACAUCCCCAAAUACCCUCUCGCCUUCGAGAGCUCGACAUUCGUUCCCGUAAACUCGAACGGCACCACGUUCAAUGUAACCUAUGCCGAUUCGACAGGCGCACAAGGAUUUAUCGCGAGGGAGUCAGUCACCCUGGGCAACUUGACUGUUGCGAACCAGGCUCUCGGCUUGGCAAACGCCUCCACUGUGCACUUCACCGACAGCAUGAGCGGCGUUCUUGGUCUCGGCUUCCCCCGCCUCUCCACGAUUGGAGACAGUGCUGUGAACGCGACGCCCUUCUUUGCUACCAUGGCGCAAAACGGACAGCUGGACUAUCCGCUGUUCGGACUGAGUCUCACUAGGGACUCUAGCGGUACCCUCGCAUUAGGUGCCAUCGACGGCUCGGUGGUAACGAACCGGAGCCUCGUCGAAUGGAACGAGGUGGUGCCUUUCGCGCCCUUCCUGAGUGAUAGCAACAGCAACGCCUCGUCGUACCUCCAGUGGGCGCUGGUGCUUGAGAACAUUUCGGUGAACGGCACCGCGGUAACGCCGGAGCCGACUUACCCCACCCAGACCCUGAACUCCUCCAUAGCAUUGUUCGACGUAGGCACCGCCGGAAUCUAUGGCCCGUACCAGGACGUUUCGCGGAUGUAUGCCCUCAUAGACGGGGCACGCCUCGUGGACGACAGCAUCGGGCAAUGGGUUGUGCCGUGCGACACGGAACAGACAAUGUCGUUCAACUUCGGCGGCCAAGACUUCGUUCUGCAGCCCACUGACUACAUGAUCGGCCCUGCUUCUGGCAACCCGAACCUGUGUCUCUCGUGGCCGAGGGCCAGCAACCCGAGCUCGGAUGGUAUCGACUGGCAGCUCGGCUCGCCCUUCCUGAGGACGGUGUACUCGAUCUACAGCUUCGGCAUCAACAACAAGGAAUCGCCCAUGGUCGGACUCUUCCCGCUCGCGAACGCCAGCGCGCCCAUCGAACCCUCGGCAUCCGUCUCUGCCUUCCUCGCGUCGUACUCCGCGACCGUCGGCACCACACUGCCCAACUUCCUCAUCCCUACGCCCUCGCCCACAGCGCCCGCCUACACCUUCAACACAUCUGUCUCCGCGACGCGCGGGCAGAUCGUGAAGACCGGGCUCGCAACAAGCACCUACGUCGCACUGCUCGCGAGCAAGCACCAGAAUGCGACCGCGCUACCUGCGAUCACGCCCUCGCCCACCGUCGCGACGCUCGUCAUCACGGACACGAGCGGGCACACGCUCACCAGCGUGUCUACUGCGGCGACGCCGAGCAUUACCCUCGGCGUGCCCGAGGGCUGGACACAGAACGGCGCACGGCCACUUGCGGCGCACACAGGCGCGUCGUGGGGCGUCGCGGCGGUGCUCUGCGCGCUCGCGUGGGGCGUCCUAUAG